Messenger RNA from Trichobilharzia regenti, 1173 nucleotides. The record is from the annotation of a GenBank genome assembly. Lineage: Eukaryota; Metazoa; Platyhelminthes; Trematoda; Strigeidida; Schistosomatidae.
AUGGAUUUAGACGUAUGCCUAGAGGGUUCACCGGAUAUACAAAUAGGAGAAGUUUAUGAAGUUUUGAGAUCUUCUGGUCAAUACUAUCCUGCAACUAUAAUCGAAAGCCGUAUAAAUAGUGCUGGUGGAAAUAAAGAAUAUUAUGUACAUUAUUGUAAUCAGGAUCGAAGACUUGAUGAAUGGGUUACAGAGGAACGCAUUAGUUAUUCUGCAAAGUUAAAAUCUUCUGAAUCUAUUGAUUGCUUGUCAAAUUCUAUUGGAAAUGAUAUUCGAUUCACUAGGAAUCAAAAACGCAAAUUGAAAGAAACUAUUAAAGUUCAUCAGGAAAGUGAUUCUUUGGAUUCAACUACACAAAAAUUAGAACUUGAACAUCAAGAGUUUACUCGAGUGAAAUUCAUUGAUCAAAUACAAUUUGGCAAAUAUGAAAUUGACACCUGGUAUUUUUCGCCUUAUCCGGAAGAAUGUAGACAAGUGAAAAAGCUAUGGAUAUGUGAAUAUUGUUUAAAGUAUAUGAAAUAUUGUGAAACAUGGUUAAAACAUGUACAGUAUACUUGUAAAAUGAAACACCCUCCUGGUAAAGAAAUUUAUAAUCAUGGAAAUCUUUGUGUGUAUGAAUUGGAUGGAAAUGUACAAAAGGAAAAAGUAUCAGCUGAUAAUUAUAAUCUUGCCUGUAUUUUAACAUUGCCACCAUUUCAAAGACGAGGUUAUGGGCAUUUUCUAAUCAGUCUUAGUUAUGAAUUAGCCAAGAUUGAACAAGUUGUCGGUACACCAGAGAAACCAUUAUCCGAUUUAGGUCGGCUGAGUUAUCGUAGUUAUUGGGAGAAGGUUAUCUUGAAUUAUUUUUUAGAGCAUUCAGAUUGUACUAUGAAUGAGAUAAGUAAAAAUACCUGUAUUGCUAUUGAUGAUAUAAUUUGGACAUUACAAAAUCAUCCAGUCAUUACAAAUUGGCAAUAUGGUCAGCAUAUACAUAUACAACGUGAUAUUGUACAACAAUAUCUUGAUCAGUUGAAUGAACAACACUCAGCUAAAUUAUGCUUUCAUACAGAUAGUAGUAAACAUCGUAAAAUGAAUAAAAAUGCUUAUCUUCUUGAUAUUAAUCAUUUGAAAUGGGAACCAUCAACAAAAAGAAAUAACAAUAAUAAUAGUAAUAAUAAAGAAGUUAAGUAUCAUUGA